Molecule: messenger RNA, 1134 nt
Organism: Plasmodium relictum
Lineage: Eukaryota; Apicomplexa; Aconoidasida; Haemosporida; Plasmodiidae
Product: conserved Plasmodium protein, unknown function
Exons: 2
Coding region: 1-1134 (377 amino acids)
Source: RefSeq, a predicted model, not a curated record
AUGAAUGAAGAAAAUUGUGAAGCUAAUACUAAAUCAUCGUUUUUUGAUGGUACUAUUUCAGUUGAAUCAAAAAAAGAAAAAGAAUCUGAAAUUAAAAAUAACAAAAAUGAACAAAUUAAAAAAGAAACAAAAUUAAAUGAAAUAAAUAAUGAAAUGGAAUCAACUAUUGUUAUACAUUAUAAAAAAAGGAGAACUAUAAAUCUAGAUAACACAUGCUAUUCAUUGAAAUUACCAAAAUUCAUUGAUGUAUGUUCCCAAAUAAAAAAAAAAAAAAAAUAUAUAUAUAAAGAUGAACAAGAACAAGAAGAAAGUGAAAUGGAACUUUUCAACAAAAAUAAAAGUUCUAUUAUAUCAUGGUACUUUGAUGAAGAAAUAUAUAAUAAAAAAAAAUUUGAAAAAAAUAUAAAAGAUAAAGAAAACUUAGAUAAUUUUUUUAGCAGCAAUGAUAAUAAUUUUAAUAAUAAUAAUAAUAAUAAUGAAACAAAUACUGGUAGCAAGAUAAAUGCAAAUGAAAAAAAAAUUUUUGUAGAUAACGAAACUGAAUAUUCAGGUAAGAAGGAAAAUGAAAAUAAGAUAUUUAACAACAAUGAUGAAAAAGAUACGAAUAAAAAAAACGAUGUUGAAACUAAGGAAGAAAAUUUAAAUUCCUUUUCUUCUAGAUUAAAUAAAUUAGGUGAAAUGAAAAAACAAUUUUCAACAGAUGAAGAAUCUAAUUUUAAUGAUAGUAUGUCUGAUUUAACUAAUUUAGAAGAUUUAUAUGAAAAAUAUGAAGUUGAAAGUAGUGAUAUAAUGAGUGUUUCAAGUAAUGAAUCAAAUGCAAAUAUGAAAGAUUUAUGUAAUAAUUUAAAAUAUUUAGAAACAAACUCUUUUAUUGUAGAAUAUGAGGAUGGGAAAUUAAUUUUUUUUAUCAAUCAAAAGCCAUAUAUUUUAGAAGAGGAUAACGAAAUUAAUUAUUUAAUUGAAAUUUCAGAACAAAAUAUUAAACCGAUACAUUGCAAAUUAGAAAAAAAAUUUUUUAUUAAAUCAAUUGCUACAGAAGAGCAAGUUUUUCCCAAUAGUUUAAAAUUAAAAAAGGAAGAUAUAUAUUUUUCACUUGAUGAUAAUAUAAAAAUUAAUGAAGAUAUAGAAAAGUAA